AUGAAGGUCGAGCCUCGACAGCAGUACUUGCACGGCGCCUAUGGAGGCUUUGCCAAUACUCAGGUGGACUUCAAGCUGGAAGUGCGCACCUCCUUCACGCCUGGCCCCAUAGACUACCAGGCGGACCUGAGCCUCCAGGUUUGCCACUGCGGCUGGACCAAACUGACCAGCUUCAGGGGGUUGAGAAUUCACCAGGGGAAAAAGGGAUGCACGGAAAAAAGACUGAGGGUCCCAAAGAAAGAGCAGUACCACCAGGAAGAUCGCAGGAAACCGCCCGCACGGGAGAGAGUGAUUGUGAAGGAGGAGGUAUCAAGACCUCCAAGGAUGAGCAGCAGCUCUGCAGCAGCAGCAGCUUUCACGGUCAAGGAGGAGUAUAAAUCACCUCCUGCACUUCAUCCUCGCUCCUCCCGUGGAGCGCCGAGGUCCAGUUCAGCGCAUCAGCCUGUGGAUUUCUCCAUCCUUUCGCAGGUGAACAGACCAGCCAGGAAGCGUUCAGUCGCAGCGCAGAAGAAAAUACCACGACAGGCAUCACAGAAGACCGACAUAGAGGACUUGUUUAAUUACUUUGAAACAACCGCAGCCAGAAUCAAGGAGGAGCCCAAGUCACCGUUCGCUCCUUCUGACCCGCCUCUUCAAAGAACCUUAAAGACAGAGUCUGUCCAGCAGCUGCAGGACUUCUCUGGUGUUCAGGUUCAAAGGUCGUACAGGGAACCUCCCGCUGCACCGGCUGUCAGACCCAAAGAGAGGAGCCGCAGAGAUCCAACGCUGGCACUUGCGGGGGGUUCGUUCAGGCAGCUUCCACCAGUCACGGACCCGGGACACGAGGAGGACCAACUCUAUGUACAGGUGAACAUGUCAGUCCGGGAAGAUGCAGCCACUCCAGCUCUGGUCCCGGUUGGGAAGACGGAUCGGAGAUCGGCCUCUACGCGGCUGCGAGGAGGAAAAAAUGAAACUGGGAAGACACCCUGUGAGAAGUCGCUGCCCUCCUUUACGCGUCAGAAAGCCCCGGCGUCUCCGACCACGGCCACAGACGCAGUGGAGGAGAACAAGCCGCGUGCGUGCAGGAAGACGGACUCCCUCGGCGCAGGAACUAGUCCUCCAGCCACUCGAAUGAAGCAGCCUAGACUCACUCCAGCUUUUACACCACCACAACACUCCCUGAAGAAACCCAAAGACACAAAAGCAGGACAUCAGUUAGAGGAUUUCCCUGCUGCUGAACAGGUGAACACGUCAAGCAUCGAGGAAGAACAUCCAUCAGCUCCAACGGUGGUCCCAGUGAAGAGGAGGGACUCUGCUUCACUCACAGGAAAGCAGGAAACACCGGAAAGAUCUUCAGCCGGCCAAGGAAACGCAGGCCAAGAACUGACACAGGUGAAGACGGCAGUGAGGGAGAAGCCAGCGACUCCACCUGCGGUUCCGUUCAGGAAAAAGACGAAUCAAAAGAGUUCCAAGUCUCCGUUAUUCCAAGAAACCCUGAAUUAUUCACAGGAAAUGGAGGGGAGUGAUGGGGAACAUGUAGAAGACUAA
Cololabis saira (Pacific saury) is the source of this 1527-nucleotide messenger RNA. RefSeq names its product neurofilament heavy polypeptide-like. Bases 1 to 1527 code for a protein of 508 amino acids. Lineage: Eukaryota; Metazoa; Chordata; Actinopteri; Beloniformes; Belonidae. The transcript is spliced from 14 exons. The record is from RefSeq and is a predicted model, not a curated record.